Molecule: messenger RNA, 1239 nt
Organism: Sinocyclocheilus anshuiensis
Lineage: Eukaryota; Metazoa; Chordata; Actinopteri; Cypriniformes; Cyprinidae
Product: aspartoacylase-like
Exons: 6
Coding region: 154-1101 (315 amino acids)
Cellular component (GO): cytosol
Molecular function (GO): hydrolase activity, acting on carbon-nitrogen (but not peptide) bonds, in linear amides; hydrolase activity, acting on ester bonds
Source: RefSeq, a predicted model, not a curated record
UGACACACAAACGCAGUAAUGCCCUGGGUUUAGCCUUUAAAUAAGCAUUAUAUAACAGCAGUCACAUCGCACCGGCGACUAGAGGAAACGGCAGUUGUGUGGAAACUUUGCGCUCUCGUCUUUCGAAAACCGCGCGUCCGUGUCGAUCUCGCUAUGAGUUCGCGAACUAAUGUUUCUUGUUUACACGAAGCCAAACGGGUGGCUAUUUUUGGAGGCACACAUGGAAAUGAGAUGUCUGGCAUAACGCUGGUAAAUAUGUGGAAACAGAAUUCAGCCGAAAUAGAGAGAAACGGACUGCUGAUCAAGCCGUUCAUAAGCAACCCUAAAGCAGUGGAGAAAUGUACCAGGUACAUCGACACGGAUCUGAACAGAGCCUUUACGCCCGAGAACCUCAGUGCUCCAGAUGUUGAAGGGCUGCUAUAUGAAGUCCAGAGGGCCAAGGAAAUAAAUCGGAUGUUCGGACACAAAGGAAGCUCGGAUGCAUAUGAUGUCAUCUUUGACCUUCACAACACCACCUCAAACAUGGGCUCCACCCUCAUCCUGGAAAGCUCAACAGACCUCUUCAACCUUCAGAUGGUGCAUUAUAUUAAAAAAGCUAUGGCUCCCCAUACCUGUUCAGUACUCUUAAACGAACACCCACAGCUGAAGUAUUCAACCACACGCUCUGUGGCCAAACACCCUAUUGGUCUUGAGGUGGGCCCUCAGCCGCAGGGUGUUUUGAGGAGCAAUGUAUUUGAGUCCAUGAGGACGAUACUGAAGCAUGCGCUGGACUUCAACGAGUUCUUCAAUAGUGGUGUAGAGUUUCCUCCAUGUACAGUAGAUGUAUUCAGAGUCCAGGAGAGAAUGGACUACCCCAGAGACACCAACGGCAACAUCACAGCCAUGGUGCAUCCUCAUCUACAGGACUGUGACUGGGAGCCUUUGAACCGGGGUGACCCUAUGUUCCUAACGUUUGAUGGGAGAACAAUCCUUUAUGAAGGUGCCAACACAGUGUACCCCACGUUUAUUAAUGAGGCUGCAUAUUAUGAAAAACAGCAGGCUUUCACGACCACUUGUAGAGAAAUACUAGCUGCUAAUGCUAUCAGAAAAGCAUUCAAGUAAUGUUUUCUCUUAAAAGUCACUAUGACACUCAGAUAGUUGACAUGCCAUCUUUGUUAUUUACUGUACUUUUAACUAAAUGUCAGCUUCAACAUUUUUCUAAUUCUGGAAUAAAUAUAAUGGAGUUUUAUGACCUUUAUU